UCAUCAACAGCCACAAACUCUCAUUUUCAAAUCUCAUUAAUACAUAUUCUUGCAACUUUCCCAUCUCCCAAACAAAUUCUUCUCCUUCACAAUCACAGCCAUGAAAAAAAAGCAAAAGAUUCAAUACAGUAAUUACUUCUCGAAGUUAACAGACUCCCUCCUCUUUAUCAUUGUCUCUCUCUUACCGUUCAAGCAAGCUGCAAGAACAUCUGUCUUAUCUAAGCAGUGGUCUCAUAUUUGGCAUUCUACCAAAAACAUAGAGUUCAAUGAAAAUUUCUUCGUGAAUUCCCAAGAAUCUGAAGAAAAAAGAGGGAAUCAGAGAAGGGUUUUCAUUGAAUUUGCUAAAAAAUGGAUCUUGAAUUUCCAAGAAUCCUCCAUCCAAAACUUCAUCCUCACUUGCUCUGAUCCCGGGGAAUUCCUUACUGACAUCCACGACAUCAUCAUAUUUGCCCUCGACCACAACUCUAAGAACCUAACUCUGGAUUUUUCUGAUCCACAAUGGGAUGAUUGUGAUAUCGAGGAACAUCCAGCCAUCUUUGAUUUACCAUCCAAAUUUUACAAGCACCAAUUUCUCGAGUCUUUGAAGCUUGCUUCAUGCAAGCUUCGUAUGUCAGUGUUUAAAUUUGGUUCCCUCAAGGAUCUUUCCCUUAGUUGGAUUGAACUGAGGGGGUACGACAUACAGACUCUGGUGAACAACUGCCCUCUGCUCGAAAGUCUAACCCUGAUAAAGUGUACCGGUAUGUAUGAACUCGAAGUCAGUAAUCCAAAUUCAAGGCUAAAAAAGUUGGUGGUGGACAGAUGCAGUUUCGUUUUUAACACCUCCAUCUCUAUUGAUGGACCACAGCUUCAAAUCUUCAAAUAUUCAGGUAAAGUAGGAGAAUUCCAUAUAGAAGGCCAGAAGUGUAUCCAAGAGGCAGAACUAGAUUUUGGGUUAGAGGAGGAAUUUGAAAGACUAGGUGAUCUCCUUUCUGAUCUCCUUGAACAGCUUGACUCUGCCAAGGUCCUUACCGUUGAUAGUUACUUACUUCAGGUAAUUACUCAUGGGAAUGAUCCACAAUAUUGCGGGGAAGGCGACCUCGAAACCAAACAUCUAAUUUUGAAGACUGCAUUACAUGCUAAUGAGUUCCCUGGAAUCAAAUACCUGCUGGAGAGUUUUACACCUCUUGAGAAACUUACAAUUGAAAUUGGCCCUUUAAAAGUCCUCCGUCGUUAUGAGCCUCGAUAUCGGUUUAAUCCUGAAGGUUGUUGGACUAAGAACUUGAUCUUAUACAAAGACAUAGAGAUAGAUGUGAAGGAAGCGGAGGUGAAAGGCUUUAAGGGAACAAAGAAUGAAUUAUUUGUGCUACAAUAUCUGCUCGUCCUCGCACGUUCAAUGGAGCAGAUGCACAUUUAUCUCUCGAGAGAAGUUGGUGAGGAUGGUAGCAAUGUAGAAACUUAUCGACAAAGGACGGUGGAAGGGGUGAUGAAAUUCAGGAGGAGCUCAAAAACUCUGCGAAUAUCAGUCAAUUAAUUUAACUGGGGAAAUGCAGUGUGUGAGUGUCUGUGUUGCUCGUGUUGUUUGCAAUUUGA
Rubroshorea leprosula is the source of this 1569-nucleotide messenger RNA. The record is from the annotation of a GenBank genome assembly. NCBI's taxonomy places the organism in Eukaryota, Viridiplantae, Streptophyta, Magnoliopsida, Malvales, Dipterocarpaceae.